This is a messenger RNA of Dacryopinax primogenitus, 642 nucleotides long. RefSeq lists its product as uncharacterized. The transcript has 2 exons. NCBI's taxonomy places the organism in Eukaryota, Fungi, Basidiomycota, Dacrymycetes, Dacrymycetales, Dacrymycetaceae. The coding region runs from base 1 to 480 and encodes 159 amino acids. The record is from RefSeq and is a predicted model, not a curated record.
AUGGCUGAUCUCGACGUCGGAGGGAUCUACCUUCGUAUUUAUUCCGGGGACAAACGCUACGAAGUCGUCUUUCAGGAUUACCAAAGGGGACAAUGCUACCGUGCAGAAGCUGAAUUCGGUCCCUUCGACACCGUUUAUUGGCAUCAUGGGGGAAGCAUCAACGACGGCGCGACACACGGUGUCUGGAUCUUCCUCAAGGUCGCUCAUAUCCCUUCAUCCCUCGUCUCCGGCUUUCAACAAUGUCAUCGAGAUUUCGCCACCCUUCUGAGAAAUAACAGUGAAGCUAGGUCGACCUACACGGACCUCUCUAGUACCAUGAUCGGCUUCCUCGAUUUUCUCCAACAACGAGGGUUCCUCGCUGGGUCUGGUUUACAGCUCACCAAAGAAGCAUGGGAUAACCAGUCCCCUCGCAACAACCAUGGAUUGGCACCUUAUCCUGGAAGGGUCGUGCAACCCGCUUACUACAAGGUCGUUGAGUGAGGCUGGGUAUAUCCAGUUGUACGGUCUUCCGAAGCUUUAUGAGAAUAUGGGAGGAGUAGCGGGUGACAAGUAAUGGGCAUUUUGUAGAAUUAAGAAAUCCUUCGAGAAUUGGUUGGCAUGUUUGAAUAGCAGAGUUAAGCGGAAUGUAUACUUUGAUUGCGG